Theileria annulata is the source of this 1185-nucleotide messenger RNA. Its product is annotated as porin, putative. The record is from RefSeq and is a predicted model, not a curated record. NCBI's taxonomy places the organism in Eukaryota, Apicomplexa, Aconoidasida, Piroplasmida, Theileriidae. Gene Ontology annotation, biological process: protein import into mitochondrial matrix. The coding region runs from base 1 to 1185 and encodes 394 amino acids. The transcript has 7 exons. Gene Ontology annotation, cellular component: mitochondrial outer membrane; mitochondrial outer membrane translocase complex. Gene Ontology annotation, molecular function: transmembrane protein transporter activity.
AUGUCCUGGAUUAGAUCAUUUGGAGCCAGUUCUUCACUCUUCAACAGUACCUUCAAGGGUAUCACGUUCAAUGAUCAGAGGGAACCAAGUUCGGAAAAUGUCUUCAAAACUUACUUCCAAAACUUCAAAGAAUAUAAAUUUAAGAAUACUUUGAAAAGUAAAGCCCUGGACGCUAAGUCAAUAAAUGGAUUUGUUUCCGAAAGAUUGUUACCUUUGCUGAGCGUAGCACACUGCUCUGAACAAAAACAAGAGUCUAAAGAAGAACAACAACACCAACAACAAUCACCGUUCGACCUGCUAGUAUAUGAGAACUUGGCGCGCGAGUACAAAAAUGUUAUUACGCAGGACAACUAUGAUGGAUUUAGACUGGAAGCAGAUAGGCAGCUGACCAAAAACUUGCAAGCAAGUCACUCACUUUAUCUAGGAACACUGCUGAAGGACGUGGGAUAUAUAUACCAGAUAGGAGCAAACUAUGCAAGCGAUGACGGGAAGAAGUUCCUAAUGUUCAAGGUGGGAUUGGACGGAAAUAUCGCCCUGAAAGCCUUUGCAAAGUUGGGAGAUCGACUGGAACUUAAGGCGGUCACAAAUUCACGACUUAAAAUUGAUAAUCAAAGCACUUUUGAAGUGGGAGCCGAUUAUCUAUCAGACUACUGGACUGCCACAUUAAAGUGUUGUUGGCAAGGAACCUUUAUAUGGAAUAUCUGUUAUACGCACCAGAUCCUGCCCUGUUUUACAGUUGGUUCUGAAGUCACAUACAUUGAUGCCAACGGAGCAUCUAUCGGUUCACUGUCUGCAAGAUACGUCAGGGGUGACAACAUUUUUACCUGCCAACUUACCAGACAGCCUGACUUCAAGCGCAUGGAUUUUUCGAAAAAGGAAAUCAACUGCGCCAGAGUACAAUACACCAGAAAGGUAAACGAUCGAUUAUCUCUGGCCACUGAGCUUGAGUUAUCGCCUUCAAUCAAAGAGUCUGCACUUAGAGUGGGCUGGGAGUAUUUGUUUAGGCACGCUAGGGUCCAGGGUAACAUUGACAGCUGCGGCAGGAUCGCCAUGCAAACUCAGGAUUACAAUGGUUUCGGUGUUAGUGGAUGCAUUGAUUAUUGGAACAACAUUUACCGAUUCGGCUUCAUGAUGCAUCUUCUGCCUCAGCCCGAACAAAACCAAGAAACACCGCAGCCAACAUAA